Messenger RNA from Telopea speciosissima, 782 nucleotides. RefSeq lists its product as uncharacterized. Bases 88 to 759 code for a protein of 223 amino acids. Lineage: Eukaryota; Viridiplantae; Streptophyta; Magnoliopsida; Proteales; Proteaceae. The record is from RefSeq and is a predicted model, not a curated record. The transcript has 3 exons.
GAUUUCAAACCUCAAAGAUUCUGGUUGUGGAUUCCAUUAAUUAAUCUUCAUCCAUAUUGUUUCCUAGCAGAGGAAGAGGAAAAGCAAAUGGGUAGUCAAGAAUUAGAGGAGGAAGAGUUGGUGCAGAUGGUCCGUGACUUCAUAGAAUCAGAAUCACCAUCAUCCCCCUCCUUUUCUUCCUCACAAGGAUUAGGUACCUUUAAUCAGCAACCCAACUACCUCACUCUACAGGAGAUUCUGGGGAGUGUUGAAGAUACUGAAGAUGAAGUUCACCAAAAAAUCUUGAAAUAUUUGAGAAAUAAGAACACUGCCUGGAAGACUACUAACCUGAAAAAGUGGCUUGUGAUGAGGUUGAGAAUGGAUGGUUAUGAUGCUUCUCUGUGUAGAACUUCUUGGGUCACCACCUACAACUGUCCUGGAGGUGAUUAUGAGUACAUAGAUAUUAUGAUGGACAACGAUGAGAAUGGAGGUGUAGGAAGAUUGAUAAUAGACAUAGAUUUCAAGUCUCAGUUUGAAUUGGCGAGGCCUACUACUUCCUACGCACAACUCACUGAUACACUUCCCUGUAUCUUUGUUGGGUGUGAAACCAAGCUUAACAAGAUUAUUUCAAUCCUUUGCACAGCUGCAAAACAAUCACUGAAAGAGAGUGGUCUCCACGUUCCUCCAUGGAGAGGUACCAAUUACAUGCAAUCCAAGUGGCUCUCAGAUCACUGUCAGAAAGUCCAACCCAUUCCUCGUAUCUCCUCUAACAACAGCUAGAGAUCUGCAGAAAUAGCAAUGAA